AUGUCUUCAAACAUUACCCUAUACACCUGGCCUACGCCGAAUGGUAUCAAAGCCUCCAUCACUCUCGAGGAGCUUGGCCUGCCUUAUAAAACCGAAGGCCUUGAUAUCUCCUCCAGCGCGAACCCCCAAAAGGAAGAAUGGUUCCUGAAGAUUAACCCCAAUGGUCGCAUCCCCGCCUUACUCGAUGGCUCGCAGCGUGUUUUCGAGAGUGGAGCAAUCAUGACCUAUCUAGUCGACAAGUAUGACACCGAUCGCAAAAUCAGUUACGCCCCUGGCACCCCCGAGCACGUCGAACAAACAUCUUGGUUAAUGUUCCAGAUGGGUGGACUCGGACCUAUGCAAGGGCAAGCGAACCAUUUCCGUCUCUUCGCCAACAAGCGCUCUGAUUACGCCAUUAAGCGGUAUGUUGACGAGACGAAGCGUCUUUACUCGGUCCUCGAGUCGCGGUUGAAGGAAAGCCCUUACCUGGCUGGUGAGAAGUAUACUAUUGCCGAUAUUGCGAGUUUUGCCUGGGUUCGCGGUGCUCGUGUUUUCUUGGAUAUUGACCUGUCCGAGUUCCCUGUUUUGCAGAGGUGGGUUGAGGAGAUUGAUAAGCGUGCUGCUGUUCAAAAGGGGGUGGAUGUUCCCCACUCGACUAGGACUCCUGAGCAGAAGGCUGAAUUCUUCCGGAAUUGUCGAGCCAAGAUUGAUGCCAUGACCAAUUCUGAUCAGCAUUGA
Molecule: messenger RNA, 717 nt
Organism: Penicillium digitatum Pd1
Lineage: Eukaryota; Fungi; Ascomycota; Eurotiomycetes; Eurotiales; Aspergillaceae
Product: glutathione S-transferase family protein
Source: RefSeq, a predicted model, not a curated record